AUGCAUCCGUCCAUCGCAAACCUCUCUUCGCGCCUGCACCUGUGCGGCGGGGACGUGCCGCCUCCGCUCGUGGGCGCUUCUGCCACCCUCGUCGAGCCAUCGCAUCUUGGACAGGGCAAAGGCGCGCAGGUCUACCUCUUCGGUGGCCGCCUCGUCAGCAGCCGUCGCAUGGUCAACACGCUCUACGUUCUCGGCCUCGACGAGAUGAGAUGGUCGAGAUUGACUCCGGCUACUAAGCCUCAAACCGGCGCAACCGAGCCAACGUCCCAACAGCCGCAGCCGCGUUACUUCCAUUCGGCCGAUCUGUGGCAGGACAAGAUCGUCUUUUUUGGCGGCAUGGGCUACUCGCAGCGACCACAAGACUCGGCCGCGGGGACACUUGCCGAAGAGCUCUGCGUCCUCGACGAGCUGCUGGCCUUUGAUCUCACCGCCCAGCAGUGGGACUACAGCUUUGAUGUAGCCUCGCAACGCGCCUCUCGAUCGGAGCCAUCCUCGAGCUCGCAGCCCGACAGUGCCCAGCCGGCUCCUCGUUACGCCCAUCUUUCCUCCCUCUCCGGCGACACGCUCUCCAUCAUCGGAGGCCAGAACCUCGCCAACCAGUACGUCGAAUCCAUCAAUCUCUUCAGCCUCUCGCAAAACAGAUGGAUUGGCGCUCAGCGCUUCCGAAAGCAAUGCGGUAGCUACCGGUCGCUGGCGGUCGGCGCCAAGUAUCUCUACAAGGACGGCGAAAGGGCCAAAUGCUACCCGCGUGCCAAAGACCCCUUGGACAGCGCCAGCAGCGACGCUGACGCUGCCGUCUCGAGUACUGCUCCACAAGGUCGUGCAUCAGCGGAAAAGCCAGGCGGCACGGUCGAGCAGAAUCCGCUUCCAAUGAGCUGUCCUUCGGAUCCGAGUCAACCUUUGCCCGUCCACCUGUACUCCAACUACAACUUCACCGACGUCCGCAGAGAACUCGAGGUGCUCACCGUUCGAGCCGACGCAGCCAGCAUCACCGAGUCUGAAAAGACGCAGCUACGUGCUCGCAGCGGCUCGAACGCCUCCCAAGAGUCGGCGAUCGACGUCGAUGGACCGCUGACUCCGUCACAAGCCGAUGCUGCCGGCGUCGGCGAGCUCAUCUCCAUGCAGGAUCGCUCGAGCCACAUGGGCGGUGUCACAUUACCUCCUGGCCUUCGAUUCCCUACGGGCGCCAUCCUCGGACCCUACCUGCUCAUCUCGGGCACCUACCUUGCCAACGCGACACAAAGUUUCUCCAUCUGGGCUCUGCACCUGCCCACCAUGGUGUGGUCCCGCAUCGAAUCCGGCUCGACUCUCUCUACGGGAAGCUGGAACCGCGCGCUCCUGUGGCCAGGCAAGAACCGUCUGAUCGUCGUCGGUCACAAGGAGAGGGACCUCGUCAGCGACUACAACCAUCGUCAGACCAACUGGGAUCACGUCGUGGUACUCGAGCUCGAGGCGUGGGGCAUCUAUCAGCCUCCCAUGUCGGCCUUCUCCGAACAGGCUGUCCAGCUCGGGCUCGACAAACUCGCAGCAACCGCACCGUCGGCCAUGGCCUCAGCACAGGCGCUCGCGCGCGGUGCCGAAGCGGCGGCCGGCGCAAGCUCUUCCGAUGCGUCGGCUCCCGAGACGCACAGGGAUGCCGAGCGACAGAACGAGUCUCUCAACCUCGGCGGUCGCGGCGAUUUUGAGAUCGUCUGCUCGGACGGUGUUCGGAUCGGCUGCGAUCGGGCCAUCCUUGAAGCGCGCUGGCCAUGGUUCAGAGCCAAGAUGGACGAGUUCCGAAGAAAGGCGAGACGCACUCUUCGUAUCGCCUACCCAGCGCCGCAGGAACAGACUGGACUGGGUAUGAUUCCUGAAGACAUUGCCGAGUUCCUCGCAGAAGACGACGAAGGUGACGCGGCGGCAGAUCCGAUCGUCGCUGACCCAGCCGGCAAAGACGGAGCGACGGAUGUCAAGCAAAAGAUUCGUGAUCCGCGCUUUCAACCUCGUCACUUGCAGAUCUCGGAGCCUUCUCCGGUGGUGCUAGCGCUACUCCAGUUCGUGUACACGUUGCGCAUUUGCACGGCUCUGCAGCGACAUCCUGCCGUGGUGUGCGCUCUGAUGAUCCUGGCCAAAACGUACAACAUGGAUCACCUCGCCGCCUGGGCGCGACAUGCUGCCCACGUAGCUCUCGCAGACGAUCUGCAUCCCAAGACGUCGUCGACGCAGCAGCCGCGGCAUGGUGAUGUGCUCUCGCCAUCCUCUUCAAUCACACACGCUAUCGAUAGCUAUGAAAGCAGUGGUCUUGAUCUUUUCCGUCCUUCAGAAUCGCUCGGCUUGCAUCCCGAGGAGAGGCAUCGGCUCGCCGUGUGCCUGUACGAGGCGGCUUCGCUCUGUGGCUGCGAAGGUCUGCAGAUCCGCGCCCUGAGGGUGGUCAUGGCCAUCGCCCGUUGGCUGCAGAAGCACGGAGCCGGGCCUCAACCGGGAAGUGGCAGCGGGGCGGGACUCGAAAGGCAGGGACAGGGCCGCGGCGAGGGCGCAACGCGCGAUCGAUCUGGCUCCCAUUCUCAGCAUGGCUCUGGCACCAAUGGUGCGGGCUCAACUCAGUCUGGCGCCACUCAGUUCCGUUCUGGCGCCGCUACCAGCUAUCGCACAGCCAACGGCGGCGUUCCGAGCGCCGGUCCUUCGCCUACGCUGCCCUUGCCUUCCCCGGUACCGUCCAUGUCACGCGCCGGAUCCGAUGCCGCCAGCUCGCAUGGCCCGUUGACGCCCAACUCGAUUUACCAGAGUUUCCUGGACCGUCGGGGCGAUUCUUUCUCGUCGUCCACCGACACUCCGGCCGCCGACAGUGCACUCGCCCGCCUCAGCGGGGCGAUGGAAUCGCUCGACGAUCAGCCCAGCACGCAAUUCCGCAAGGGGUCGUUUGGCAACAGCCUUCCUGGCAACAAGAUGGAGAAGUACAGCAUGACCAUGGCGUCGCUCGAUGCUGCCAAUCGCAACAGUAGCGCGACCAUCUCGCCUCUGGCACCGGCCACGAGCGAUGUUGAAGCAGAGCUUGCGCCAGCGUUCAGCUCGACUCGAAAUCGAUUCAGCUUGUUUGGGCGCAAUACCACCUCGAACACGCCUGUCUUGUCGCAAGCGGAGAAUACGCAACCUGUGCGCUCCGGAAGCUCGCUCGGCUUCCGCAGCUCGAUGACGGGUGACGAGACGGUGCGCGCUCAGACCGGUGCGUCUCAAGGCGGUGCGUUGCUGGAUCGACGCGCCAGCGCCAACGCACAGAUGAACGCCGGCCCGAGUCAACUCUCGCCAACGAUUUUGACGGGAGACGAGUGGUCAAGCCGAUUCCAUCUGCCUCGCCAUUCCAUCGCAUCCCCUCGCGACGGCGCUGGAAAGAGCCCGGCUACUUCGGCACCGAACUCGCCUGCGUUGACGAUGGAUCCGAAGCGAAGUCACUUGCACGGAUCUGCAGCUUCUUCGCCGGCGAUCGAGCAGUUCGCCGUCAACUCGUACGGACCGCGAUCAGAGCAAGAGCAGGUCUCGCGCUCCGCGUCGCAGCAUAGCCUCUGCACGGACACGAGCGUGACGUCGGGUCUGCAACGAAGCACUUCAAGCGCUAGUCAGCACCAGCCGUCCACGCCGCUGGAGGGGAUCGAGAUCUCGAAAGAGGUGACGCACCUGUCGGCCAAGGAACUAGCUAAGCUGGACAAGGAAGAACGCAAACGAAGCGAGAAGGAGGAGAAGCAACGCAAGAAGGCGGAAAAAGCCGAAUACAAGCGUCUGGCGGCCGAGGCCGUGUUUGGACCCAAGGGAAGCGCAGGACCUUCGCCAGCGUUGCCGACGAGCGACUUUGCCGAGUACACAAGAGGCACGCAGGUAGCGGGUGCAGGAAGUGGAGAUGCGCCGUCGUCGCGCCGAUCGUCUGAGCCGUCAGAGUCGCGAUCCAGCACGAGCACAGCGAGCCCGCGAACCGGAAGCAGUCUGAAGACGGCGUACAGUCCACGCACGCCGGCUCCGACCGCGCCGCUGAAACGAGGCGAGUGGUCAGUGACGACGGCGACAAGCGGAGGGCCGUGGUUCAGCGCGCCUCCUCCAAUGAUGGCGCCGCCGACCUUCAAGAGCAUGCCCAAGAGCAACAAGAGCUCGGCUUCGCUGGGCGGUCGAAGCUCGGGCAAGACGUGA
Pseudozyma hubeiensis SY62 is the source of this 4155-nucleotide messenger RNA. Its product is annotated as regulatory protein ral2. The record is from RefSeq and is a predicted model, not a curated record. The transcript has a single exon. Gene Ontology annotation, cellular component: cytosol; mitochondrion. Gene Ontology annotation, molecular function: protein binding. Gene Ontology annotation, biological process: cell redox homeostasis. Bases 1 to 4155 code for a protein of 1384 amino acids. Lineage: Eukaryota; Fungi; Basidiomycota; Ustilaginomycetes; Ustilaginales; Ustilaginaceae.